Messenger RNA from Anisakis simplex (herring worm), 1161 nucleotides. The record is from the annotation of a GenBank genome assembly. NCBI's taxonomy places the organism in Eukaryota, Metazoa, Nematoda, Chromadorea, Rhabditida, Anisakidae.
AUGUUUGCUGGACCACCCGACGGAGCUAACGUAGCAUGGGAACGGACAACGUCGAAUUUUUCUCUUUUGGAGGAUAGCGAAGGUCCAGAAGGUUAUACGAUACAUUCGGUAGUUGGGCAUUCAAUGGUACGAUGUGAAGAUUCACUGUUGAUAUGGGGUGGUUAUUGUAUUGAUAGCUCUGAUGAAACACAUUAUCGACUCACCCAUCAACUGUUUAUAUUACCAGCCGCUUUAACAACUCAUUCGUCUUCUGUCAAAUGGAUUGUAUAUAAUAUACGUAACGGUGAAGCCCCUCCACCCACGAGCGGGGCAUGUGCGGUUCUACUAGAAGAUACUAUAAUUAUAUUCGGUGGUUUUACUAGACCAGGUGAUUUUCAUGCGGACGGAAAUACGGGUUUAUGCUGGAAUAAUCAAUUGCUAGUUUAUGAUCGUUGCUCUGAUGUUCGAUGGAGUAGUGCAAAAACAAGUGGAUCAAUACCGUCGCCAAGAGCCGCGUCCGCAAGUGUCUAUAUGGAAGAUAAACGGAGUGUACUGUUAUUUGGUGGUCGGCACGAUGAAAUUAGAUUAUGUGAUUUGUAUAUUCUUGAUAUGAAUACGUUGAUAUGGUCGAAUGUUGAAAUAAUAGGAUCAUUACCAGUUGGUCGUUCGUGGUGUACAUUAAGCGUAAUUGAUCAUGAAAAUACAUUAUUAUUUGGUGGUUAUUCGACCGAUGGGAACGCGUUGUCUGAUUGUUGGUCGUUUCAUUUCAAUGCAGCAGAAACCAUCGACAAUAGCAAAAGUAAUAAUGAUAAUAAUAAUCAACUGAUAGGGCAAUGGGUGACGUUUGGUUACUUCAAAAAGCCUGCACCGCGAUUAUGGCAUACAGCUGCAGUUAUUGAUGGAUUACUUUUUGUUUGUGGUGGUUCAAACGGUCCCCUUUCAACAGCAGCGAAUUGUUCAAAUAUAUUCCGUAUGCAGAUCACACCGCCAUCAUUAUUGAAACUUUGCUUAUGCAGAUUAUCGCAUCGUUUGCACGAUGUUAGUGCUCUACCACAUUUUAUCAGACGUAAAUUCAAAUGGUUACUAUUUCUGAGAUCAUACGUUCUAGUGGAUCAGGCCGAAAGAAAUGCCUUUCAAGCGUUGUCUUUGAAGCAAAUCAUUAAUAUAAGCAGUUUCAAAUAA